AUGGACGAGUGGAUCGAAACCGGAACAGGAAACCGGAUCUCUCGAAAUGCCACCAUCGCCGGUUCUGACCGCAUUUCCAUUUCCGGAAACUGCACCAUUUCGAAGGGCUGUGUCCUAAACGGGGAUGUGAACACCAAAUCAAAAGACCCAUCCAUAGUUUUGGGGAAGUACGGUUUCUUCUCCGAAAACACGAGAGUCGAGCCGCCUGUGGCAAAGAAAAACGGCGACACCCCAAUGCAUUCCAAUGUCGUGAUUGGAAACUACACCUUCUUUGGCCUGUCCACAGUAAUCCGGCUGGCGCAAGUGGGGAACCGCGUUUAUGUGGGCUCCAACUGCCAAUUGGGAGAAAUGAGUGUCAUCAACGACUGUUGUGUAAUCUCAGACGGGACCGUGAUACCUCCAAAGUCUGUGAUUCCUCCUUACAGUGAGGUAAGUGGCGUUCCGGGAAAGGACUAUGACAUUGCAGAGCUCAACGGAGGGUAUAGAAAAGUGCUAGAGACAGAUGCUCGAAUCCGCCAUGUCCUUGGCGAAUAA
This is a messenger RNA of Clavispora lusitaniae ATCC 42720, 534 nucleotides long. RefSeq lists its product as uncharacterized. The record is from RefSeq and is a predicted model, not a curated record. NCBI's taxonomy places the organism in Eukaryota, Fungi, Ascomycota, Pichiomycetes, Serinales, Metschnikowiaceae. Gene Ontology annotation, cellular component: dynactin complex.